This is a messenger RNA of Hyposmocoma kahamanoa, 940 nucleotides long. Its product is annotated as glutathione S-transferase 2-like. Lineage: Eukaryota; Metazoa; Arthropoda; Insecta; Lepidoptera; Cosmopterigidae. The coding region runs from base 107 to 721 and encodes 204 amino acids. Gene Ontology annotation, molecular function: glutathione transferase activity. Gene Ontology annotation, biological process: glutathione metabolic process. The record is from RefSeq and is a predicted model, not a curated record. The transcript is spliced from 5 exons.
UCAGAUUCAGAGUUCAUUUUUUGGGUUGGAAAUUGAGUAGACUCCGCAGUUGACCGAUAUAUUCGAAGGGAAAAAGUUGUGCGAUUGAUAUCAUAAAACAAUAAGCAUGUUGAAAGUAGUUCUCUAUUAUUUCGCCUUGAAAGCCAUGGGCGAGAGCACCAGGAUGCUGCUGGCAUACGGCGGUCAGGAGUUCGAAGAUCGCCGCUUGACUGAGGAACAAUGGCCCGAAUUUAAACCAAAGACGCCGUUCGGUCAAAUGCCAGUGCUGGAAAUAGACGGCAAAAAGUACGCCCAAAGUUUGGCAAUUUCACGCUACCUCGGCCGCAAGUACGGCCUGGCCGGCGACACUAUGGAGGAGGAUUUGGAGAUCGACCAGAACGUAGACUUCCUCUACGACAUUCGAGCUAGGGCUUUGACAGUGGAAAAUGAAGAAGAUGAGGAGGUUAAAAGGAAGAAGCACGAAGAGAAUACCAAAAUUCAUUACCCGUUCUUGCUGAAGACACUCAAUGAUACCGUCGUCAAGAAUAACGGACACCUCGCCCUUGGCAAGCUGACUUGGGGUGACUUCGUUUUCACGGGUGUGUACGAUUAUUUCAAAAUGAUGAUGAGAAUGCCCGACCUCGACACGAAGUACCCAGUCUUCAAAGAGUUGAAUGAUAAGGUGCUGGCUCUGCCCAGGGUGAAGGAAUUUGUCGCCAAGGCACCGAUUUCCGAUUAUUAAAUGGAUGAUUUGUUUUCAUUGACUGUAAUAACUUGCAUGAUGAAAUCUGUUAGCAGGGUACCUAUUUUAAAUCUCAGUGUCCACACAUCGGAUCUCAAUUGGUGAGCCUACAGCGUGGGCACGGUCAAUUCUUUAAUUUAUACUUUAUAUAGAAAUUAAAUAAUGCAUGUAUAUACAUACAGGCUGGUCCAUUUACAGCGGUCCAAAAUUGUUUUUAAG